AUGUCGGCCGACUUUUGGGCCGGCUACCUCAGCGGCGCCGUGGGAAUCCUCGUGGGCAAUCCCCUCGACAUCACCAAGGUUCGACUGCAGGCCGGCCAGGCCGCGACCAGGAGCCCGCGCAUUCGGGGCCCCGCGGCUCUGGCAGCGGGCACGGCUGCUCCCGUCCUCGGGUACGGCGCCCUGAACGCCAUGCUCUUCAUGUCGUAUAAUCGCUGCGAGCCGGCGCUGCAGGCCGCCUUCGCGUCGGAUAACAGCCUCGCCGCGACCUGGCUUGCCGGCGCCCUCGGCGGCCUCGCCACCUGGGUAGUGAGCGCCCCGACCGAGCUCGUCAAGUGCCGCGCCCAGCUGUCUGCGACUCGGGAGUCCAGCUGGCGCAUCGCGCGGGACGUCUGCCAGGCCCAGGGGCUUCGCGGGCUGUACCUGGGCGGACUGCUGACGGCCACAAGAGACAGCGUCGGCUACGGCUUCUACUUCUGGUCGUACGAGCUGGCCCAUAGCUGGUGGCCGUCAGCGGCAGCAGCAGCAGCAGCCGCAGAACCUCAAGGCCACGCCCUUUCCACGCAGCCAGAGACCCCGAGGAUCCUGCUCUGCGGGGGCCUCGCGGGGGUCGUCACUUGGGCCAGCGUGUUCCCGCUCGACGCCAUCAAGACCCGUGUGCAAACCCAGCAUGCGACCGUCCAGCAAGAGGCUGCCGCGUUGCCAAGGAGCCCCAACCCGGCGUCAUGCGCCGCGCUCAGGCCGCCGGGAUCCAUGGAAAUCGCCCGACUCAUGUUCCGGCAAGGUGGGUUGAGCAUAUUCUUCCGGGGAUUGACUGUCUGCAGCAUCCGUGCUUUCGUUGUCAACGCAGUUCAGUGGGCAGUGUACGAAUGGGUCAUGGCCGGGCUGGUUCAAGCGUCACAGAAGGAAGACGGCGCCGCGGCAAAGUGA
Messenger RNA from Ustilaginoidea virens, 927 nucleotides. RefSeq lists its product as uncharacterized. NCBI's taxonomy places the organism in Eukaryota, Fungi, Ascomycota, Sordariomycetes, Hypocreales, Clavicipitaceae. Gene Ontology annotation, biological process: transport. The coding region runs from base 1 to 927 and encodes 308 amino acids. The record is from RefSeq and is a predicted model, not a curated record. The transcript has a single exon. Gene Ontology annotation, molecular function: transmembrane transporter activity.